This is a messenger RNA of Asterias rubens (European starfish), 957 nucleotides long. RefSeq names its product ficolin-3-like. The transcript has a single exon. NCBI's taxonomy places the organism in Eukaryota, Metazoa, Echinodermata, Asteroidea, Forcipulatida, Asteriidae. The coding region runs from base 1 to 957 and encodes 318 amino acids. The record is from RefSeq and is a predicted model, not a curated record.
AUGAGACAGUUUCUAUCUGCGGAGACUAGAAAGUUCACCAAAGCUCCCUAUCAACAAAAAGAAGCACGUUCUCAUGUCUUAUGUGUGAGUUAUUGCCAUGCUGAUCCCAAGUGCCACUCAGUCAAUUACAACAUUGACAAUCAUCAGUGUGAGUUAAACAAUGCUACCAGGGCUCAGUAUCCAGAUGACUUUGUGUUUGAGUGUGGUAGCGUGUACUUCGAUGCUGAUGAAGAAACACCACUCUACUCUGUGCCCAACAAACCACUCUCCACACAGCCUGGCUCUGCUGGGCCUAAAUACAGCAGUUGCAAGGAGCUUCUCCAGACAUGUCAUAAGGAGAGUGGUAUCUACACAGUCUACCCUUCUGCACUUAACAACGACAGUCUGCAAGUCUACUGUGACAUGGACGGUGAGGGCUGGAUGGUCAUUCAGAGGCGUCAAGACGGCAGUGUGGAUUUCCUCCGCAACUGGGUUGACUACCAGGUUGGUUUUGGUAACAUGUCCGGUGAAUUCUGGCUUGGAAAUGACAACCUACGUGCCCUUACCGAGUUUACAGGACUGUGGAAGCUGAAGAUUGAGAUGGUUGACUCCGAUGGAAAUGAAGUAUUCGCUGAAUAUGGACACUUCAAGAUUUCUGGCGAAUACUUCAAGUUACAGGUUGGUUUAUACAAUGCUAUUAACAGCACAGGGUUGGAUGCCCUCUCAUGGCACAACGGAAAGAUGUUCACCACCAAGGACAAAGAUAACAACGCGCAAACCGAGACUGGCCAGAUCACAGGUGGAUGGUGGUACUGGAGAGGCUAUGACGCUAACUUACAUGGUAUGUAUCAUCAAAAUACAACAGCCCAAUCCAAUGGAAUACAUUGGCUCUCAUCUGUAUCACCGUAUGAAUACUUUACGGUCAAAGCAUGUACCAUGAAAAUAUCUCAAAUAACAAGUAUCAACGAACAAGUCUGA